CGUGGGCCGCGGGGCGGGGCCAGGGCGGGUGCGCGGCGGCGGCGGGGUGGCUGGGCCGGCGGCGGCGGCGGUACGAGGCGCGCGCUCGGGGUCCCGGUCGCGAGGAGGAGGAGGAUGUGGCGCGCGGAGGGGAAAUGGCUGCCGAAAACAAGCCGGAAGAGCGUUUCCCAAAGUGUAUUCUGCGGAACUAGCACCUACUGUGUUCUCAACACCGUGCCGCCUCUAGAAGAUGAUCAUGGGAACAGCAAUAGUAGUCAUGUAAAAAUCUUUUUACCGAAAAAGCUGCUUGAAUGUCUGCCGAAAUGUUCAAGUUUACCCAAAGAGAGGCACCGUUGGAACACUAACGAGGAGAUCGCGGCUUACUUGAUCACGUUCGAGAAGCACGAGGAAUGGCUGACCACGUCCCCCAAGACCAGGCCGCAGAAUGGCUCCAUGAUCCUCUACAACAGGAAGAAGGUGAAGUACCGGAAGGACGGCUACUGCUGGAAGAAGCGGAAGGACGGGAAGACCACGCGCGAGGACCACAUGAAGCUGAAGGUGCAGGGCGUGGAGUGCUUGUACGGCUGCUAUGUCCAUUCCUCCAUCAUCCCCACCUUCCACCGGAGGUGCUACUGGCUCCUUCAGAACCCCGACAUCGUGCUGGUGCACUACCUGAACGUCCCGGCCAUCGAGGACUGCGGCAAGCCGUGCGGACCCAUCCUCUGCUCCAUCAACACCGACAAGAAGGAGUGGGCGAAAUGGACCAAGGAGGAGCUCAUCGGGCAGCUGAAGCCCAUGUUCCACGGCAUCAAGUGGACCUGCACGAACGGCGGCAGCAGCUCGGGCUUCUCGGUGGAGCAGCUGGUGCAGCAGAUCCUGGACAGCCACCAGAGCAAGCCGCAGCCCCGCACGCACAACUGCCUCUGCACCGGCAGCCUGGGAGCAGGCAGCAGUGUGCACCACAAAUGCAACAGUGCCAAACACCGGAUCAUCUCGCCGAAGGUGGAGCCGCGGGCGGGGGGCUACGGGGGCCACGCAGAGGUGCAGCACAAUGACGUGUCGGAAGGCCGGCACGAGCCGGGCCACGGCAAGGGCCGCGAGAAGAGGAACGGCAAAGUGGCCAAGCCCGCGCUGCUGCACCAGAACAGCACCGAGGUGUCGUCCACCAACCAGGUGGAGGUGCCUGACACCACGCAGAGCUCCCCGGUGUCCAUCAGCAGCGGCCUCAACAGCGACCCGGACAUGGUGGACAGCCCCGUGGUCACCGGCGUGUCCAGCAUGGCCGUGGCCUCCGUGAUGGGCAGCCUGUCGCAGAGCGCCACCGUGUUCAUGUCGGAGGUGACCAGCGAGGCCGUGUACACCAUGUCCCCCACCGCCGGCCCCAACCACCACCUCCUGUCGGCCGAGGCCUCGCAGGGCCUCGUCCUGGCCGUGAGCUCCGACGGCCACAAGUUCGCCUUCCCCACCUCGGGCAGCUCGGAGAGCCUGUCCAUGCUGUCCACCAACGUGUCCGAGGAGCUGGUCCUCUCCACCACCCUGGACGGGGGCCGGAAGAUCCCGGAGACCACCAUGAACUUCGACCCCGACUGUUUCCUCAACAACCCCAAGCAGGGCCAGACGUACGGGGGCGGGGGCCUGAAGGCCGAGCUGGGGGCCCCGAGCGUCCGGCACUCGCCGCCCGUGGACAGGGGCUUCGGCUUCUCCGCCGUCCUCGCCAAGGAGAUCAAGACGGAGGACACGUCGUUCGAGCAGCAGCUGGCCCGGGACAGCUACCCCCCCUCGACGGCCGCGGCGGCGUCCAGCUCCCUCACGCUGACGGCCGGCUCGGGCCUGCUGCCGUCGGGGGGCGGCCUGAGCCCCAGCACCACGCUGGAGCAGAUGGACUUCAGCGCCAUCGACUCCAACAAGGACUACGCGUCCGGCUUCAGCCAGCCGGGCCACAGCCCGCACGUGCACCAGACGCCCUCCCCCAGCUUCUUCCUGCAGGACGCCAGCAAGCCCCUCCCCCUUGAGCAGGGCGCCCACGGCGGGCUGGCUGACUCGGGGGGCACCUUCGUGAUGCCCACGGUGAAGACGGAGGCCUCGUCGCAGACCAGCUCCUGCAGCGGGCACGGGGAGUCGCGGCUGGAGUCGGGCUCCUCCCUCCACCUCAUGCAGUUCCAGGCCAACUUCCAGGCCCUGCCGGCGGCGGAAGGGGAGGUCACCAUGGAGACCUCGCAGGCGGCCGAGGGGGGCGAGGGGCUGCUCAAGUCGGGGGGGCUGCAGGCCUGCGGCUCGGAGCACUACCUGCAGCCCGAGACGCCGGGCGUGAUCCGCAGCGCGGGGGGCGUGCCCGUGCUCCCCGGGGGCGUGGUGCAGGGGCUGUACCCCGUGGCCCAGCCGGGCCUGGGCCACGCGUCCAACAUGGAGCUCAGCCUGGACCACUUCGACAUCUCCUUCAGCAACCAGUUCUCCGACCUGAUCAACGACUUCAUCUCCGUGGAGGGCGGCGGCGGCUCCCUGUACGGGCACCAGCUGGUGGCCGGGGACGGCGCGGCGCUGUCGCAGGCGGAGGACGGCGCGCGCGCGCCCUUCGCGCAGGCCGAGAUGUGCAUCCCCUGCUGCAGCCCCCCGCAGGGGCCGCUGGCCGGGGCGGACGCCGGCGCGGGCACCAUGGCCUACAUGCACGUGGCCGAGGUGGUGUCGGCCGCGUCCGCGCAGGGCGCCCUGAGCAUGCUGCAGGCCGGACGCGUGUUCAUGGUCACCGACUACUCCCCCGAGUGGUCGUACCCCGAGGGCGGAGUGAAGGUCCUGAUCACGGGCCCCUGGCAGGAGGCGGGCAGCAACUACAGCUGCCUGUUCGACCACGCCUCGGUGCCCGCCUCCCUCAUCCAGCCCGGGGUGCUGCGCUGCUACUGCCCAGCCCACGACACGGGCCUCGUGACCCUACAAGUUGCCUUCAACAACCAGAUCAUCUCCAACUCGGUGGUGUUCGAGUACAAGGCGCGGGCGCUGCCCACGCUCCCGUCGUCUCAGCAUGACUGGCUGUCCCUGGACGAUAACCAGUUCAGGAUGUCCAUCCUGGAGCGCCUGGAGCAGAUGGAGCGGCGGAUGGCCGAGAUGACGGGGGCCCAGCAGCACAAGCAGGGCGGCGGCGGCACGGGCGGCGGCACGGCGGGAAACCAGGCCCAGUGCGCCUCCGCCCCGGGGCCCCUGGGAAGCUGCUUCGAGAGCCGCGUGGUGAUGGUGUGCGAGAAGAUGAUGAGCCGCGCCUGCUGGGCCAAGGCCAAGCACCUGAUCCACUCCAAGACCUUCCGCGGCAUGACGCUGCUGCACCUGGCGGCCGCCCAGGGCUACGCCACCCUCAUCCAGACGCUCAUCAAGUGGCGCACAAAGCACGCGGACAGCAUCGACCUGGAGCUGGAAGUGGACCCCCUCAACGUCGACCACUUCUCCUGCACGCCGCUGAUGUGGGCCUGCGCGCUCGGGCACCUGGAGGCGGCCGUGGUGCUGUACAAGUGGGACCGCCGAGCCAUCUCGAUCCCCGACUCCCUGGGGCGGCUGCCGCUGGGCAUCGCCCGCUCCCGCGGCCACGUGCGGCUGGCCGAGUGCCUGGAGCACCUGCAGCGCGACGAGCAGACGCCGCUGGGGCCCGACCCCCGGGUGCGCAGCCCGGCCCGCGAGGGGCCCGCCGCCGACAGCUGGGUGGCCCAGUGGCACGGCGACGGCAUCGCCUCCCCGGAGAUGCCCAAGGGCGUCACGGUCAUCGCCAGCACCAACCCAGGGCAGGUGGCCGGCAGUGCGAAGGGGACCAGCGUGGGCAAGGAGGCGGCCCCGGCGGCGGCGCGGCCGCGGGAGCCGGUCAGCGUGCUGAUGAUGGCCAGCAGGGAGGUGAAGGCCGAGCUGGGCGCCAGCCGCGAGGGCGCCCCGGGCGAGGGCGAGGCGUGUGCACAGCCCAUGGACGACAUCCAGGUGAACAUGAUCACGCUGGCGGAGCACAUCAUCGAGGCCACCCCCGAGCGCAUCAAGCAGGAGCCCUUCGUGCCCCUGGAGCCCGCGGGCCCCGAGCGGACGGACAGCCCCGCCGUGGGCAGCACCAUGAGCUGGCUGGCCAGUUACCUCGCAGACGUCGACCACCUGCCCGGCACUGCCCAGAUCAGCACCCUGAGCCCCGUCGGCUCUUCGGUCAGUGGGAUGGCCUUCGAGAAGCCCAGCCUCCCGUCGGCCGCCGACUGGUCAGAGUUCCUGAGUGCGUCCACCAGCGAGAAGGUGGAGAACGAGUUUGCUCAGCUCACUCUGUCGGACCACGAGCAGCGAGAGCUCUACGAGGCUGCCAGGCUGGUCCAAACGGCGUUCCGGAAAUACAAGGGCCGGCCCCUGCGGGAGCAGCAGGAAGUGGCGGCUGCCGUGAUCCAGCGCUGUUACCGGAAGUACAAGCAGCUGACAUGGAUAGCCCUGAAGUACGCGCUGUACAAGAAGAUGACGCAGGCGGCCAUCCUGAUCCAGAGCAAGUUCCGCAGCUACUACGAGCAGAAGAAGUUCCAGCAGAGCCGGCGCGCGGCCGUGCUCAUCCAGAAGUUCUACCGAAGCUACAAGAAGUGCGGGCGGCGGCGGCAGGCCCGGCGGACGGCGGUCAUCGUGCAGCAGAAGCUCAGGAGCAGUUUGCUCACCAAGAAGCAGGACCAGGCCGCCCGGAAGAUCAUGAGGUUUCUGCGCCGCUGCCGCCACAGCCCCCUGGCGGACCAUAGGCUGUACCGAAGGGAAAUGGCUCUCUUGGGAAUUCAGUGGUGUGUGUUACACAGCAGACAACGUGCUCUGUGUCUUUCUUACUGGGCCUCUCUGUCUGUCUUGUUUUGCAACCCAAAUGAGAUUUCUGGAAAAUGGCACGGUCUCCCCUUGUCCAAAUUCCCCACGAGCUGUCGCAGCUCUCAGAGCCACAGAGUGAAAGAAUUGAAAAAGGCCAAGGAACUUGAAGACAUACAGCAGCAUCACUUAGCAAUGUGACAUUGCUUUUCAGACUGUUUUCAUUUCCGUUUUUAGCAGAGACAUGCAACAACCACACACACACACGCACACAUGUGCACGCACUCAACACGCGCACACACACACACACGCACACACAAUCCCUCUGCAGUUUUGGGGAGAUCAGCUGCAGGAUUUUAACAGGAAUGUUGGGUCAUUGCAUUUGCACUUUCAUGGACAACUUUUAAUUUGAUCAGCAAGACAUAUUGGAACUCAAUCUUCUGUUGAAUCGUGGGAAAGCAGGGCACCAGGAGGCAGAGAAAGAGGCUUCGUCUGCUUGGGAAGAAGCCGUUUUCCUUCUCAUAUAGGGCUGCAUUCAAACAUCGUGUGGAACUGUACAAACCUUUAUACCAAAAAAAAAAAAAAAACAGAAGUGAGGGCGGGCUGGCUGUGCUCGGCGCACGCCCACGCCUGCCCGUUCUUUCCAAGAAGCUGAAUCUUUGGGAUGGAGUUCCGGUGGAGGGUCUAGACCAUACCAACCUGUAUGGGUCUGCGUGUUCUCAUUUCCUUCACUGUUUUCUCGCUUUCUUUCGUCCGUCUGUCUGUUUCGGUUUGAACCUCUACAGCACAUUUGAUGCAGCUUUGAAAAUCUGCAGGUUUUUAAUGUCUUGUGGAAAUUUGCAGAGGGGUGGGUGUGUGGUCAACGGGUAAUGCAUGGGGAAUAGAGAACAGCGUACAGAGUUUACAUUUCUUUUCUGGUUCCCACCCCUUCAGCCCCCCCCCCGCCCCCAACCCUGAGCGUACAGACACCAUCGACUCCCUCUGCUCAUCUUCAGCACUUUAAUUUUUUUGCCUUACUUCCACGUGCAAUGAGAAUUACUUAGAGAAUUGGAGAAGCAUGAAGCUUUUUUAGUAGCCUCGGAAACUGUAAUCAUACUAAGGAACCAUAUACCUUGCCUGGGCAUUUGCCAAGUUAACAUCAGUGCGGUGCUGUGUUCCGGCCAGUAAAUCCCGUAUUGUUGGCUAAAAUUUCAUCCAAAUGGAGCAGUUUCUGUGUAUAUAUAGAAGGUAGAAAUGGAAAGUGAGAAAAUAUUUGAAAGGGAUUAUAUUAAUUGCUAAAUAUUUUAUUCACAAAGGUCGAUAAACAUGGCAAGAUAAAAUUAUUUGUAUAGUUUUGUCUGAGCGAAAAAAAUGUGGAUGUAUUGUUUGUACAUAUUGUAUAUAUUAAAACAAAGAGAUAUGUGCAUGAAAACCAAGACAAAAGAAAUGAACAAAGCAAAGCAUUAGUGGCUAUGGUCUGUAAAAUGAAACAAACAAACAAAAAAAAAACCUUUAUUUCACUAUAAGAGUACUUUAUUUUAAAUGUUCUUUAGAAGAACAUUUUGCUAAAGCAUGAUUAAACUGCAAAAAAAAAAGAGCUACUGUAUUUAGACUUAGGAAAAAAGGCAGAGUAACAUUACUUUAAAAAAAAAGGAUAUGUUUACAUUUAAUUUUGGCUACCAGGAGUUUAUUUUAUUCUAUUUACAAUUUUUUUGCCAAUGGUGCCAAGUAAUGUGAAUGCUAAUACUGCUUAAGAAAAUUAAGUUCCUUUUGCUAAACAGAUAAUCAUUAAGAUGAAUCAGUAUAUAGCUUAAAUGCCAUCCACUCACUCCAACAAAGAACACUUUAGAACGAUCCAAACCAAACAGAACAGGAUCGGUACGACAAGUAGAAAAAUGUCUCACGUUUUCAUAUCUCCUGCUGACACUCAGAAUAGAACCUGAAAAUUGCAUACAAACCCUACAACAUUCAAGAGAAGCCACUGAUGGAGGGCCGCCAGCAAGAAUCAGGGCUGCCCCGUCUCGGGGAGCCGAAGAGGGGGGAUGAUUUGGGGGGGGAAAAAAAAAGUAACCGAGAGAAUCCAACCGCUCGUGUCAAACGGACAGAAUCCAGGUAGCAUCUGCUGAUGCCAGUCUGAAAUUCCCAGGUUAGGGUUCGGGAUCAGUUGGGAAGUGAAGUUGCAAGACGAGGUUCUUGGUUCUGGCUGUAAGUCCAAUACAAGGCUCUUGGCGAAGCUUCCAGCUUUCCGACUGGUGUCUUUCGAAGGAAGGUGGAUCAUAAGAAACAAGGAAACAAACAAACAAAAGAUUGUGGUCAAAACUGGGGGUCAGUGCUCUUGGUGCCUUUUCUAUAAUCGUACUUGUUUUUAAAUUCCUUUCACUGCCAACCUCGAAUGACCCUACGCUCUGGUCUUCUGCAGCCUGGCGCGCGGGGCGGCCCGCGGCCCGUAAGCCAUCUGUACCUUUGUAAAGUGACCUGACUUCCGUUCUGUUUGUAAACGUGUGGGUUAGGUUGCAGCUGUUUGCAGUCCCCUACCCCACCCCAAGCCCCUGUCACUUUUCCACGAUCUGACCCGAGAGAGGACGACACUGAGUAAUUUACAAACACGGAAUUGCACUCACAAAAACGGGACGUGAAGGUGAAAAGCCAGCUCGCUCUUUGUGAGCACGAAGGGCUGUUCUUUGGACAAGGAUAAUGACCUCAGUGGAUUUGCUUUAACCCUCACAUCGUUUUGUUUUUGUUUUUUUUUUGUUCUUUGUUUUUUUUCUUUUUUUAAUUUUCUGGGGGUUCUUUCCUUUUGAAUGUGUCACACGCUACAUUAUUAGCUGAGUACGUUAGAAAAUUCUGGAAGGGAAAAAAAAAAAAGACUAACCUAGAUGGGGGAGGGUCCUGAGGGAGGGGAGAAAGAAGUAGGUUCCAGACCUACCCAUGAAACCUACUAGUACAGCUGUGAAUUCCCAGGUGAGGGCAGGGGGCCCGUGAGCGCCUUUUCUGGGUUGUGACUGUUCAUUUUGAAUAGAAGCUGAGAGGCGAACAGCUUUUUUUGGAUAAUCUGAAUUCCCAAGUGCCAGGAGUAGGAUUUCAUUCGAAUUUCAAAAAUGACUCGCUAAUCUUCUUCUGUCUCCUGAAGUUGUCAUUGCUCUUCCUGUCACCCAUUUGAAAUCAGCUGUUAACUGUGUGAGCGAAUCCAAGACAUCAGCCCCUCUCUGCCUCUGGCUGCACGGUCCCUUCUGGCAGCACCACAGUCGUCGGCGCCCGACGGGGGGUCCCUGAGACUUGCAUGUGAAACUAGUCUAGAUGUCUUCUUUUUUGUAAGUUUUAUUUUUGUAAUUGUGCAUGUGAAGCAUCAUUGAAUCAAUGGAUCUGUCGAAGAACUCAGCUGCUGGAACCCAUGCAAAAUGUUUUGAAUUGCCCUUAAACUAUGGAAAAUGUUUUCUGAAUGCUUUAUAUUCUUUCUGCUGUAAAUUAAAAAUGAAGAAAAUUUCCCCAUA
Messenger RNA from Sorex araneus (European shrew), 8231 nucleotides. It is a transcript of the gene CAMTA1, whose product is annotated as calmodulin binding transcription activator 1. The transcript has 25 exons. Lineage: Eukaryota; Metazoa; Chordata; Mammalia; Eulipotyphla; Soricidae. The record is from RefSeq and is a predicted model, not a curated record. The coding region runs from base 115 to 4962 and encodes 1615 amino acids. Gene Ontology annotation, cellular component: nucleus. Gene Ontology annotation, molecular function: double-stranded DNA binding; protein binding; transcription coregulator activity. Gene Ontology annotation, biological process: regulation of transcription by RNA polymerase II.